AUGACUGACGAAGAACAGCGUCACAGAUUGGUGGUCCUUGGCUCAGGUCGAGUUGGAAAGACCUGCCUACUGCAAUGCCUCCUCAACAACAAAUUCAUCGAGGCCUACCGACCAACCGUUGAAGAUUUACACUGCAAGACAUUCGUCUACAACGGUGGAGUCAUCUCGGUCGAUAUUCUAGAUACAGCUGGCAAUCUCGAGUUUCCAGCCAUGAGACGUCUGUCUAUAUCAACGGCUCAAGCUUUCUUACUCGUCUUCGUCCUUGGUAACAAGGAAUCCUUCGAAGAAGUCAAAAAUCUUUGGAAUCAAAUCCAAGAACAAAAAUCAAACAUCAACGACUUACCUCGUGUUAUUGCCGCCAACAAAUGUGACCUCGCCACCGAAUCGUACCGACUGAUCGCCAUGGAGGAGCCGCUGGAAUGGGCAAGACAGUACGGUCUUUCGGAUGCUCUGGUCGAAGUUUCGGCUAAAACCGGAGAAAAUGUUAAAACGUUGUUUCGA
Molecule: messenger RNA, 501 nt
Organism: Helobdella robusta
Lineage: Eukaryota; Metazoa; Annelida; Clitellata; Rhynchobdellida; Glossiphoniidae
Exons: 1
Molecular function (GO): GTPase activity; GTP binding
Source: RefSeq, a predicted model, not a curated record